Adineta ricciae is the source of this 369-nucleotide messenger RNA. The record is from the annotation of a GenBank genome assembly. NCBI's taxonomy places the organism in Eukaryota, Metazoa, Rotifera, Eurotatoria, Adinetida, Adinetidae.
AUGAUGUGUUGGGCCGUAUCUGCUGACCAAGAAUAUAAUUCUCCGAGCUGUGUGCGAGUCGGCGAUAUAAAUAACGACGGUAAAUUCGACUUUGUUAUUACUUAUUCUAACCAUAACAAUUUUGGAAUACUAUUCAACAACGCUGCUAACCAAUUUCUCACCCAAAUCAUGUAUGACACCGAUGCGGAACCAAUCUCAGCACUGAUUGCCGAUGUUAAUUACGAUAAGAAAUCAGAUAUUCUCAUAGUCAAUCGUAAAUCUCACAGUAUCGAUAUCUAUUUCAACAAUAGUCAUAAACCUAAAUUUCCUUCCGUAACUUACUCGACACAAAUUGAAUCCGAUUUUUGUUGGCGUCGCUCAUGUCAAUGA